AUGUGUUCAUACUUUUCCUAUUUGCCGUUCACACUAUCUGCUCAAGUGGAACGAAAAUCGACCAGGCCCUUACUGAACUGCAGAGAACUACUGGCACGAGCAAAUAAGAAAUCUCGACGUCCUGCUUAUGUUCUAGACGAGCUGAGGGUGGCGAUAUCAAUGGAUGAUGUUCGGGAAGCUACAUCAAAAGUGAAAGAGUUGAUGACGAUGGAUUGUGAUGAUCCGUAUGCAGCGCUUGGAGUGACGCUUUCGAAUCUGAUGAACGGCAAGGUGGACGACGCAGCAGCC
Messenger RNA from Cooperia oncophora, 288 nucleotides. NCBI's taxonomy places the organism in Eukaryota, Metazoa, Nematoda, Chromadorea, Rhabditida, Trichostrongylidae. The record is from the annotation of a GenBank genome assembly.